Trichoderma aggressivum f. europaeum is the source of this 1413-nucleotide messenger RNA. RefSeq lists its product as uncharacterized. Lineage: Eukaryota; Fungi; Ascomycota; Sordariomycetes; Hypocreales; Hypocreaceae. Bases 1 to 1413 code for a protein of 470 amino acids. The transcript has a single exon. The record is from RefSeq and is a predicted model, not a curated record.
AUGGCAGAGAGUCGGGCGAAUCAGGACCCGGACGUCGAGAUCCUAGUUCACGUCACGGCACCAAGCAGGACGGCAGACGACGUUGCAUAUCGGCAGCUCGCGCAAUCCUAUCUUUCCUUUCAGUCCCAGCGCCGGGUUACCUUUACAACUGAUCCCAUUCAGGAGGAUUACUAUGAAAAUGGACAGCAUACUGGCGAGGUGGGGAAUUCUCCAACGCAAGAGACGGUCUCUUCAUUCAACAAGGACUUCUCGGCGGUGACUUCAGGACAGCCGUGGGUUCCAGAGACCCAGGAUCUAAGCUUUCGAAGUGUGUACGAUAAUCGCUUUUCACCGCCAUUGCAAGAGAGACGUGACUCGGCAGACAAGUCUUUCCCAACCGAGGAUGCGGAAUCUCUCUCGACUCAAGUCUUGUCCCCAUGGCGUGCACCUCCAAGCCAAGUCAACGAUUCAUACCCCUUACCGGAUGCUGAGAUUCGCCUCGCUUCGCCAACGAGGGUUCUGGAGCACUAUUUGAAGAACCUGAAUUCAUCGGCGCCUCCUAGGUCCUCGCCACCUGGACCAGCUCCCAAUGUUGGUGAAUCCGCCUCGUUACCCAGCCCAUAUGGGGGAAAUAUCCCGUCAUCUAUCCCCAUCCCUCCUGGCGUGGGCGGGGCUGCAAGCCAAUCACUUGGAUAUGGAAGCGCUGCAGAUAUAAUCCCGGUCACACCCGGAGUACCAGAAGUAUCGACACGGAAGCGGGAGCAGUUCUCUCCAACUGUGAUCAACGAAACUAUAUACAUAUCAAGCAGUGCUCUUGACACAGCGUCAGAAGCGGCUUCCUUCAGAGCUGAAUCUGCACCGCCUAUAUCAAAACGGCAAAAGGGACUCGCUGAUGAAGCCGAAGCUACCAAUCUACAACGGAGCUCAAGUGACACCGGGCCCGUAAGGACCAAUCAGCCAACAAGCACCUCUUUUGCUGUAGUGAAGGAAUUGACCGACGCCUUGGAAAUCCGACCCCCGUCGCCUCCAGCAGGAAUCAUGGACCUCGAGCCUGCAGACUUGGUAUCAGAUAAACUAGCCAAACUGGCCAAGGACCUCUCAUCUCGAUAUCGCCCCGUGAUAAAACGCGAAACAGAACCCCUUGAACGAGGAUACUGGCUCAUCGACUGCACCGACUGGUCCCCAGAAACUCACCACGAAGCCUGGGUCUUCUUGGCCAACUACCUCCGCAGUGGGCUCGCCGGUUGGGGCGUGUGGUGUCGUCGCGAUGAAUCGCACACCUGGAUCCGCUUCUACUGCUGGGCUCAUGUUGCCAAGCAUACAUAUCUGCUGCUGUACCUUGCCAGCGGUAGACAUCUGAAAACUACCGGCGCGCAAUGGAUUGGUGCCGAUGGAGAAGUUGUCCUGGAAGUGCUUCCCGUGGAGAAGAAGUAA